GCCCCGGCCAUGGCCCCGCGCGGCUCCGGGCAGCGCUGCCGCCGCCUCCUGCUCCUCCUCACCUGCCUCUUCGCUCUCGUCCCCGGCCAACCUGCCGCCGGCCCGCCCGCCCGUGCCCCUCAGGCGGGUGCAUCUGAACCUUCUUUUAUUGCUAAAAGUGAAGAUCGUUUGUUUAAACAUUUAUUUGAAGACUAUCAGAGAUGGGUUCGUCCUGUGGAACGCUUGAAUGACACCAUAAAAAUAAAGUUUGGUCUGGCAAUCUCUCAACUAGUAGAUGUGGAUGAGAAAAAUCAAUUGAUGACAACAAAUGUCUGGCUGAAACAGGAAUGGAUAGAUGUAAAAUUAAGGUGGAAUCCUGAAGACUAUGCUGGAAUAACAUCUAUUCGUGUCCCAUCAGAUUCUAUUUGGAUUCCAGAUAUUGUGUUGUAUGACAAUGCAGAUGGACGUUUUGAGGGAACAUCUACAAAAACUGUGGUAAAAUAUGAUGGCACCAUUGCUUGGACUCCACCAGCAAACUACAAAAGUUCUUGUACUAUUGAUGUAACCUUCUUCCCCUUCGACCUCCAAAACUGCUCGAUGAAAUUUGGUUCCUGGACUUACGAUGGCUCGCAGGUUGAUAUCAUUCUUGAAGAUUAUGACGUAGACAAAAGAGACUUUUUUGAUAAUGGAGAAUGGGAAAUAGUGACUGCAACAGGGAGCAAAGGAAAUAGGACUGAUGGAUGCUGCUGGUAUCCUUUUGUUACAUAUUCAUUUAUUAUUAGACGCUUGCCACUUUUUUAUACCUUGUUUCUUAUUAUUCCUUGCAUUGGGCUUUCGUUUCUAACUGUCCUUGUCUUCUAUCUUCCUUCAAACGAAGGUGAAAAAAUUUCACUCUGCACUUCAGUACUGGUAUCUUUGACUGUUUUUCUUCUCGUUAUUGAAGAGAUUAUCCCGUCAUCAUCUAAAGUUAUCCCACUCAUAGGAGAGUACUUGGUGUUUACUAUGAUAUUUGUGACCCUGUCCAUUGUGAUAACUGUCUUUGCUAUCAACAUCCAUCAUCGCUCUUCCUCUACACACAACGCUAUGGCACCUUGGGUUCGCAAGAUAUUUCUUCACAAACUUCCCAAGCUGCUUUGCAUGAGGAGUCAUGUAGACAGAUACUUUCCUCAGAAGGAGGAAACAGGAAAUGCAAAUGGCUCAGAGUCAUCCAGGAACACCCUGGAAGCAGCUCUAGAUUCGAUCCGAUACAUCACGAGGCACGUUAUGAAGGAGAAUGAAGUCCGUGAGGUUGUUGAAGACUGGAAAUUUAUUGCUCAGGUGCUUGAUCGAAUGUUCUUAUGGACUUUUCUUCUGGUUUCAAUAAUUGGAUCACUGUUGUUAUUUAUUCCUGUUAUUCAUAAAUGGGCAAGUAUAAUAGUUCCUACACAUAUAGGCAGUACAAAUGGAUAAAAGAUUUUCGGACUUGUCUCCUGCUAAUAUGGCUCCAAGGAGAUUUGCAGUAGUUCUGUUUCCAUACACAUUCUUUGUAGGCAUGUUUCUGAUAGAAAUAAAUCCCAAACCAGAAAAUUAUGUUUAUAUUAAAGCAUGACAUCCCUAGCACACAUAGAAGUCAAUUUGCUUCUUGCCAGUCUGCUAAGUUGCUUCUAAAUGAGAUCAGAAUUAAAAGGAUCUUCUCAAGCACUUGCAUGUCAGAAAAGCAUAUGCUGACACCUACUGCAAAAUAGAAAGAUUUAAACAUUUUGAAUGAUAUCACUGUAGUCCAAUUAUUAAAUUACUAUAUAAAUUGUCAUACUGAGUAUUAGAUACUGGUAGAUAUUUACACAGUACAGUUGCUUAUUUCAAUUUACUGUAGUAUGCAAAGGAGAAUUUUUAUCAGCUCUCUUGAAUGUGUUGUAAAAGUAUAAAGUAGCUACAGGACCAAUUUAAAAUAAUAAUAAAAAUACCAGUUAAACUUCCCAUACAUUCAAGAUUAUAGUAAAAAUAGCAGUUUGGUUAUGUUUUGCCUUUAGAUGUUUUCAGUGGAAUUUGCUGCUAAGUUUAAAACCUUAGUUAUAUCAUACUAACAUGAACAUUUAAUACAGUAAGCCUUAAAAUGUCUACAGGAUACACAUGUAACAGGAUGUCUGAAUCAGCUAUGGCCAGGAAGACAAAGACAAAUGAAUAAGUUCUCAAGUAGCAUAAGUAUUUGCAUGGACCAGAACAUUCAGAUUUCUUUAUUCCUGAUGCAGAAUUUGAUACAGUGUUAGUUGCAAACACGUUAAUAAUUCAAAGUAAUGCAGAAAUGCAGGAAAUUAAGUUUUUAAGCACAAGUAGAAGGCAUUUGGGCAAUGCCUCUCUGAAGUAAAUGAGUUGAAAGUUAUUAUCCUGUGUAACCAAAUACAGAUUAUUAAAUUUUCACAGUGUUAAAACACAACUUACAAAUCUACAUUUAAUAGGUUCUCUCACUUAUAGAACCUCAUGUAACUGAGCAGCAGAGACAGCUUUCCAUACUUCCUUUUUUCUGAGUGUUAGAAGCUAACUUGCAGCUUUCUAAUUAUUCCCUUAAAAUAAAUUAUUUCAAUACUGAUUUACAUUAAUUCCAAUGCCACCUUUCUUAAAGCUUUAUUUGUGUAAGAGACUCUAAAAUAGUGUUUUUCCUACACCAAAGUUUUGCCAGUGUAUUUUGUAACAUAGUUGCAUCCUGCAGGGCUAAUACAGUCAUGCCAAGCUAGAGGAAGUCUUGGUAAGUUUUUAUUUGCUUAAAUUACUACAUUAAUAAUAACAUGCUUACUUGAAAAGUUUAAUGUAAAUUGUGGUAGCUUUUAUAAUGGGAGUUUUUAUAGUGGUUAUGAAUUUGGGAAACAGGUACAUUUUCUCUGUCUCUGUAUCUCCUCUAGAACAGCGCUGUUUGGCACUGAACUGAUUAGAAUACUGAUUGCACAGGUCAUAACUUAUCUAUUGAUUUCAAAUUGUUUUUACCUGUAGGACACUCUUGGUUUUCUUUAGCUUUUUAAGGCUCACAGGCAGGGAAAUUAUGCCACAAAAUCCCCAAUUUAUAAAUAAUUUUGAUUGCAAAGGGAGUCUCUCUUCCUCUUCAGUUAUACAAAUACAUCUGGCAUUGGAUAUUAAUAUUUUCUCUAUUCCCAUCAUAAUUAUUUGUAAAGGUAACUCUGCAAAGAUUAUCCAAUUUAAUCCAUGAAUAUACUAAUUUUCACUUUCUCAGUAUGACUAAGAUUAAACAAUGCAUCAGUGACUUUCUUUGUGUGGAAGUUACAGAAAUCCUUCAGAUAUCUUCUUUCAUUUUCAAAUGCAAAAUGUCUUUUUAUAGUCUUCCUUGGGUUUAAAUUACUGAAAUUUACCCUUACCUGAAGAGAAGGCAAAGUCAAUAGAACUAUAGGUUAGUCUUGUGGUUUAGGCUCAGUUGGCUGGAUAUAUCUGUAUAGAUAUUUUAUUUGCCUUAACUCCCCACCUCAUCUUUUCCUCCUAGUUAAAUGAUGUCUGUAAACUGCCCAGUUGUACCAUGUGAUGGGCAGCAUAUUCACCAGUGGAGUCCCAUUCUUUACAGUAGUAACUCCCAAUUUUUGCAAAUGCAUGAAUUUUAGUCACUUCUACAAUCUGAUAAAGAUAAAUGCAGAUAAGAAAGCUGACAUUAGAAUCCUUGGGGUCAUCACCUUAUCAUGAGGUGUGUCUGAAACAAAAUGAUUCUAAUAGGCUCAGAAGCAUGGACCUUUACUUAUGUAACUUAUUUCUGAAUGUGUUCAACUGUAGCUAAUGCUACCUUAUAUAGGUUUUUGUCACUUCAUCAAAAUAAAUUAAAAAAAGCACCAUUUUCAACAGCUUGGUUCUCUUUAUUUUCAUAAAUGUUGCAUCACUUGAUACACUGUCUUUCCAAAAGUUUCCAGUUUGGUACAGAGAGAACAGUUCAUGUUUUUACAAAAUACUUUCUCAUUACAGUAUUUUGUUGCAUUCUUUUUUCAUGCUCUUAAAUUAUCUGCUCUUACUGAUUAAAAAAAAAAAAAAAGUACACCUAAGAAGCAAUUUUAGCAUACUCUACAGGACUAUUUUUUGUCUACCUGCCUUCCCUCACCAGGAAACACUUUGCUGCAGCAGGAUGAUUCUGGAUCCAAACCAUCUUAUCAAAGUAUUUUGAUCCUGUGCAUAACCUGCAGGCUGCAUCCUAGUGUGUGUUUUACUUAUACACAGUUUUAAACAUGAUAAGGUAUGAACAGCUUGUUUCUUCUGACAGUCUUCUCAUACAUUGAAAUAUGGGGAUGCAGAGAGUUUACAUGAUGGCUGCUUUAGUACCAUUAUCUGUUGUUGUUGUUUGUUUUCCUUUUGUAAUAAAGCUGCCCCUGGUCCUUUCCUCCCAUCAUUUCAGUCGGUUUAUACACCACGUGACAAUGUCUGCAUCCCAGCAAUUUGGUAUCUGUGCUUCCUAAACCGUUUCAUCCUCAUGAGGGUGUUCAUUGAACUCAGAAUGAACUUCUCAGUAUGAACUUCUCAGAAGAUCCUGUCAUGGUCUGAAGAGACUUGGCACCAGACUCAUGGAAACCCAUCUAGUAGCCCAAAGGACAUCUGUCUUGACUUUCUGAAUAUUCAUGUCAUUUUCGGUUUCUUUAUUGACCCUUUCUUAAACCAUCCCAAUAAAGUUUAAUGUACGACCCACAUCUUUUCCAGUUACUGCAAAAAGUAGCUGUCAAGCAUAGGUCAUAUUCUUUUGAUACUAGCUUUCAUAAAAGUUAACUUUUUUUUUUUGUCUUCACAUUUUUAAGAAAGCCUUCUUGGUCAAGCAAAGUUGAGGCCAAGAGAGAUCCUUAUUCUACCACACACAGAAGAGACAUCAGGUGC
Molecule: messenger RNA, 4806 nt
Organism: Apus apus (common swift)
Lineage: Eukaryota; Metazoa; Chordata; Aves; Apodiformes; Apodidae
Gene: CHRNA5
Product: cholinergic receptor nicotinic alpha 5 subunit
Exons: 6
Coding region: 10-1428 (472 amino acids)
Biological process (GO): regulation of membrane potential; chemical synaptic transmission; monoatomic ion transmembrane transport
Cellular component (GO): synapse; postsynaptic membrane; neuron projection
Molecular function (GO): transmembrane signaling receptor activity; acetylcholine-gated monoatomic cation-selective channel activity
Source: RefSeq, a predicted model, not a curated record